Molecule: messenger RNA, 2153 nt
Organism: Miniopterus natalensis
Lineage: Eukaryota; Metazoa; Chordata; Mammalia; Chiroptera; Miniopteridae
Source: RefSeq, a predicted model, not a curated record
AUGGAGGAGUCAAAUGAUGAUAUAGACCAAAUGUUCAGCAAUUUGCUGGGAGAGAUGGAUCUUUUGACCCAGAGUUUAGGAGUCGACACGCUUCCUCCGUCAGACCCUAAACCUCCCAGGGCUGAAUUUAACUACAGUGUGGGUUUUAAGGAUUUAAAUGAAUCCUUAAAUGCACUGGAAGACCAAGAUUUAGAUGCGCUCAUGGCGGAUCUGAUAGCAGAUAUAAGUGAAGCUGAACAGAGGACAAUCCAGGCACAGAGGUCUUCUCAGAGUCAGCAUCACCCUGCGCCUCCGGAAGCAUCACAUUUCAGUGGCGCAGCCUCUCCUGAUUAUGGAGCAAAUGUCGCUGUAACUAGUGUGAGCCACUAUGAGGAUGAUUUACCACCUCCACCAGCGGAUCCCAUGUUAGACCUUCCUCUGCCACCGCCACCUCCUGCGCCUCUCUCUCGGGAAGAAGAAGAAGCCCAGGCGAAGGCUGAUAAAAUUAAGCUGGCAUUGGAAAAACUGAAAGAGGCCAAGGUCAAGAAGCUGGUUGUCAAAGUGCACAUGGAUGAUAACAGCACGAAGUCGCUGAUGGUUGAUGAGCGGCANAAGUCGCUGAUGGUGGAUGAGCGGCAGCUGGUCCGAGACAUUCUAGACAACCUUUUUGAGAAAACCCAUUGUGACUGCAGUGUGGACUGGUGUCUUUAUGAAACAUACCCAGAACUACAAAUUGAAAGGUUUUUUGAAGACCAUGAAAAUGUUGUUGAAGUCUUAUCAGACUGGACAAGAGACACAGAAAAUAAAGUGGUAUUUUUGAAGAGAGAGGAAAAAUAUGCUGUAUUUAAAAACCCCCAGAAUUUUUACCUGGAUAACAAAGGAAAAAAAGAAAGCAAGGAAAAAAGUGAGAUGAAUGCUAAGAACAAGGAAUGCUUACUUGAGGAAAGUUUCUGCGGAACAUCCAUCAUUGUGCCAGAACUUGAAGGAGCUCUCUAUUUGAAAGAAGAUGGAAAGAAAUCCUGGAAAAGGCGCUAUUUUCUUUUACGAGCUUCUGGAAUUUAUUACGUACCCAAAGGAAAGACUAAGACAUCUCGAGAUCUGGCGUGUUUCAUACAGUUUGAAAAUGUCAACAUUUACUAUGGGACUCAGUGUAAAGUGAAAUAUAAAGCACCCACUGACUACUGCUUUGUUUUAAAGCAUCCCCAAAUUCAGAAGGAGUCCCAGUACAUCAAGUACCUCUGCUGUGAUGACGGAAGAACCCUAAGCCAGUGGAUCACGGGAAUAAGGAUCGCAAAGUAUGGAAAAACCCUCUAUGACAACUAUCAGCGGGCCGUGGCAAGGGCUGGGCUGGCCUCUCGGUGGACAAACCUGGGCACCGCCAAUGCAGCUCCACCAGCUCCACCUUCUACAGGACUUAAAACAGGCACCGCCCAGGCCAAUGGUCAGAUUCCCCAGGCUGCACACUCUGUGAAUGCUGUUCUUGAAGAAGCCCAGAGACAAGUUGACACAACUAAGGUAGAGGAAAGAUGGGCUCAGGAACAACCUUGUAGCCCCAGGGUCGGGCCCGAGGCUCCCGGGGAGCAGACAGGGCCGCGAUCAGCGCGCCCGGAGGCGACGGCAGCGUCACCCCACCGUGGCCCUGGCGACAGUAACGCUGGUGUUGCUUUGUUGCNCCCACCCGCCCUGGCGCCCGGAUCCCAGAGGCCGUCCCCCGUUGUCACGAAAAGGCCCCCCAUUCCCCCAAAGAGGCAGGAGAGCCCAGGGCCGCCCAGCGGGGAGCAGGAUUUCAUGUCAGACCUCAUGAAAGCCCUGCAGAAGAAGAGAGGCAACGUGUCCUAAGGGGAACCUGCGGGUGUCUUUGCGGGACAGGGUCUCGUCCUUUCCAACCGCGGGUAUUUUUUGUGACUUGAUUGUCCUGACAUCGUGGUCAUUUUAGAGAAAAUACUGAAGUGCUGGCACUAGGAAGGAUGCAGAAGGUAUCGCCGCUCCCCAGUGCCUUCCUAGCCAGUAAACUAACACAGAGUGUAGGGCAUCUUUCCGCUGCGCUGUCUGUCCUGUGGUUUCCAAGUCACUGGAUGUGUCUCACCUUCCAAGCCAACCAAACUGGUGUGUGAAGCUCAUUCAGUUUAUGAUGUUCAGAGCAUCAAAUUAAUAAAACUUUAAAUAUUUUUCCA